This is a messenger RNA of Chrysemys picta bellii (western painted turtle), 2125 nucleotides long. It is a transcript of the gene BARX2, whose product is annotated as BARX homeobox 2. The record is from RefSeq and is a predicted model, not a curated record. NCBI's taxonomy places the organism in Eukaryota, Metazoa, Chordata, Testudines, Emydidae. Gene Ontology annotation, biological process: regulation of DNA-templated transcription. Gene Ontology annotation, molecular function: DNA-binding transcription factor activity, RNA polymerase II-specific; DNA binding.
CGCAGGGGAUGAGCACAAGAGAAGCCGGAGGCUGCCCUGAUUGACAGCUGAAGUGUCCUAAAAAGGGCUCGGCGAGAUGCUUAUCGGGAGGUUUAUAUAGCAGCCGAGCGAGCGCACGCUGGAGAGCGCUCAUUCACCCCGGCAAGCCGCAGAGACCACGCCUGGGGUGGGGGGCCACCCUUUGGCAGCCCCGCUCCGCUCCCUGGGACCCUCCCCACGCCCCUUAGAAAGAGAGAGUUCCUUUCUCCGGCGUCCCAAAGCCCGGGCCGCUCUUCGGGGAAGGGGGCUUCCACCAUGCACUGCUAUGGCGAGCUGAGGCUCGCCUCCCCCGGGCAGCUCAAGGCAGCCAGGAGGCGCUACAAGACUUUCAUGAUCGAUGAGAUCCUAUCCAAGGAGACCUGCGAUUACUUUGAGAAACUUUCCCUUUACUCUGUCUGCCCUUCUCUCAUCGUCAGACCCAAACCUCUGCACUCCUGUACUGGGUCCCCAUCUCUGAGGGCAUAUCCUCUCAUCUCCGUCAUCACCCGGCAGCCCUCUGUGGUCCCUCACCUCGGCCCUGCAGCUCCCAGCUCCCGAGCGUUGUCACCCCACUCCUCCUUGGGAGCCACCAGCGCGGAGACACAAGCCAGCGAAACCCAUGCCAGCAGCGAGUCGGAAGGGGAGCAGCCCACCCUGCGGUUGAAAAAGCCUCGCCGAAGCCGGACCAUCUUCACGGAACUCCAGCUGAUGGGGCUGGAGAAGAAAUUCCAAAAGCAGAAGUAUCUGUCCACGCCAGACAGGCUGGACCUUGCCCAAUCACUGGGGCUGACUCAGCUCCAGGUGAAGACUUGGUACCAGAACCGCAGGAUGAAGUGGAAGAAAAUGGUACUGAAAGGUGGGCAGGAAGCUCCGACAAAGCCCAAAGGCCGCCCAAAGAAAAACUCCAUUCCCUCCUCAGAAGAGAUCGAGGCAGAGGAAAAGAUGAACAGCCAAGUUCAGAGGCAGAUGCUGGAGACAUCUCAGGCCCCAGAAGAGCCUGAAUUGACAGAGGAGAAGCCUGAAGUCGCCUUGGAGACGGGAAAGUCUCCGGAGCACACAUUGGAGCCCUCCCCAGAGGAGACGACGCCCUCGAGUUAAAAGAGGAAAAACAGAAGAAAAAAAAAAACAGAAAAAGGAAAGAGAAAAAACAAAUUAAAAAAAAACCCAAAAACAAAAAGACCUUGUGUAUAAGUCAGGAGCUUGUGCACUUUGUGUCAUUGGGAAUCAACCAGCGUGGGCUACCGUGGAACAAAGAAACCCAAUGCAUAUGGUGACAGUCUUUCCCUUCCCAACAGCAAGUCCUCCCUGCAGAUAACAAGGGGGCCUGAGUACUUUAGAGCUAUCUUCCAGAAGAAACUGUGUGUCUAGAAACCUGAGAUAGCCUGGAGAAUCAGGAAAAGCCUCAGGGCUCCUUUCAUGCCACGGAAGGUGGGUGUGUAGUGAUAUGACCAUCUUGGAGGGUUCGGUGUUUCGCUUGACCUUAUCUUUGCCUUUUAAGGUAGAUAUGGACAGAGUAUUUAGUCCGGCCUCAAGGCAAUGACUGCCAGGCAAAGGGGAACUUUUACAGCACGAUUUCUCAUUUAACCAGCACUUAUUUCUGUUAGCCAUGGGCCCAAGUGAAACAGUUUUUUGGAGGAUGCACAGACCCAGGGUUUUGGUUCGGCCCAUUAUAAAGAUAGGUGCAAGAUUCAGACCCAGGUCAAGGUUCAGAUUUCAGAUCUUCCUGGGAGGAUUUGAGGUGAUCAGAUCUGCGAUGUGGAGCAAUCCUUUAUAAAGAUAACGGCCAUUGGGUAAAAUCUAGAUUGAGAUCACGGUUUGGAUUUCAAGCUCCCCCAGAACUGGGAUUUUUGCUUCAGGCCCAUUUCUAAUUAUUGUAGGGUUUGUAUUUUUUUCCCCCAAGAAGCAUUUAAAUGUUUUCAGGGUUAGGGGAGAGCAAUGGAGUUAAGAAGUGGCUGAAGAAAGUUCGCAUUUGUUUUUAAGACCUGUGUGCCAAGAAUAGCUAUGCAUCAUGUUUCCUAAAGUCUUGUUGAGGGUGCAUUUUGCCCGAAGGCUGCAAGAGAUGUAUUAAAAUAACCUUUAUUUUUUAAUUAAAAAUUAAAUAUAUAAA